AUGCUUAAAGGUUUAACAUGGCAAACGCUUCGAGCGAAUUAUUCGUUAAUACCACUUUUUUCUGUUGUUACUCUUGGUGUGGCAAUGGCAGCUGGACACUCCUUUCGUAGUUUGUAUUGGUCACCUGAUGUUAAAGCUAAUAGAACUAAUGCCGAUCGACCAUGGGAAGUACAACUUAAUGAUGAUGGUUCAUUUAAACAUGCAAAAUAUAUUAAACUUCAUGAUUAUCGUAAAUUAAAGAAAAGUGAAUAUGAACCAGAACUCGACUAA
This is a messenger RNA of Rotaria sordida, 270 nucleotides long. The record is from the annotation of a GenBank genome assembly. Lineage: Eukaryota; Metazoa; Rotifera; Eurotatoria; Philodinida; Philodinidae.